AACUCAGAGAAUCACUCAGAAGACUGGACACAAUUCCGCAGAGACGCCCAGAGAGACCAAUGUCAUCUCUACCCGUGCCAUACAAACUUCCUGUGUCCUUGUCUAUUGGUUCCUGUGUGAUUAUCAAAGGGAGACCGAACCUCUCUUUUCUCAAUGACCCAGAGCUGCAGGUGGAUUUCUACACUAGGACGGAUGAGGACUCAGAUAUUGCCUUCCAUUUCCGAGUGCACUUUGGCCAUCGUGUGGUCAUGAACAGUCGUGAGUUUGGGGUAUGGAAGUUGGAAGAGAAAUUACACUAUGUGCCCUUUGAGGAUGGCGAACCAUUUGACCUGCGCAUCUACGUGCGUCACAGUGAGUACGAGGUAAAGGUAAAUGGGCAAUACAUUUACGGCUUUGCCCAUCGACACCCACCAUCACAUGUGAAGAUGAUUCAAGUGUGGAGAGAUGUCUCCCUGACCUCAGUGUGUGUCUACAAUUGAGGGAGGUGA
Molecule: messenger RNA, 488 nt
Organism: Cebus imitator (Panamanian white-faced capuchin)
Lineage: Eukaryota; Metazoa; Chordata; Mammalia; Primates; Cebidae
Product: galactoside-binding soluble lectin 13-like
Exons: 4
Coding region: 60-479 (139 amino acids)
Molecular function (GO): carbohydrate binding
Source: RefSeq, a predicted model, not a curated record